AUGCCGUUCGGUCAAACGAUUGCCGUCAUUGACAAGUCCGGCAAAAUGGUGAGCACGAGUAAGCAAUUAUUCGGAGUUUUCAACCAUGCCAAGGAUGCCUAUCGCGAGCGAAAGUCUGCAUAUCAAUCAGAAAGAAAUGCAAAAAUCGCCGAGCAGCAGAUCCUGGAGCAGCUGGAGCGCUAUCAGAUUGAAGAGGCACCAUCUGCGGCGGGUUCGCGCCGGAGCAGAUCAAGACAUCACAGCGGACGUAGCCGCGCUCCGUCCCAAUAUGGCGAUGGGCGGACGGUCGUCUCUCGCCGGGACUCUCAAUAUGAUCCCCCACAGACUAUUGCCCGUCGUCAUACCCAUCAUGAGGUCACAGUGCGAGACCAGUCUCGCCCGUCAACAGCUCGAUCUAAAUCUGAUGCGCACAUCGACAUGGAUCUUGCAUACGGGGACGCAUCCCCUGCCGCAUUAUCUCGAUACAGCCCCCCAGAACCAAAGAAUAAUCAGAAUGAGCUAGAUGGACUUGUUCAUCGUGCUCAGUGGCUUUUAGAGGAGGCACACUGUAUGCAACAUGGUGCCACCGCUACCAUUGCCCACCUCCAGAAGAACCCAGAUGCCAUGGCUGCCGUCGCUCUAACACUAGCGGAAAUCAGCAACGUCGCCCGCAAGAUGGCUCCCACCGCACUGACUGCCCUCAAGUCAGCCUCUCCCGCGGUUUUCGCUCUCCUUUCCAGUCCACAGUUCCUCAUCGCCGCCGGUGUAGGUCUGGGUGUCACCGUCGUCAUGUUUGGCGGUUACAAAAUCAUCAAGAGGAUCUCCGGCAACGACACCGAGGCACCAAACCCGCAACAACCUCACCCAGAACCGGAGAUAGAAAUGGAGGAUAUGAUGGAGCUCAACACGGAAGCCCUCAGCUCCGUUGACAUGUGGAGACGUGGUGUUGCAGACGUGCAAGCCGAGAGCAUGGGAACCUCCGUCGACGGCGAAUUCAUCACACCAACCGCCGCAGUCAUGUCCGGCAUCGAUGUAACCACCGCACGAGCCCGUCGCGACCCACGCUUCAAGUUCGACGACGACGGCUCAGUCGCCUCAUCUCGUCGGUCUCGCCGUUCCCGAACCUCUCGGGCUCCAACCGCUGCCCCUUCAGAGCAUCGCAGUGAACGCCGCUCCAGAGCUCCUCCCUCCGAGGCUCCAUCGGGCUUCUUUUCUAGACCCUCCAGAUCUAAGGCUCCCUCCAAGGCACCAUCCAAGGCCCCAACCAAAGCUCCCAGUCGUGCACCCAGCCGUGCCCCCAGUCGCGCACCAUCAAAGGCCGGCACCUACAUCUCCGAAAGCGAGAAACUUCCCAAACCAAAGGAGAAGAAGAAGGGACCUAGCCGCUUACGACUUAUGUUUACAUCAUAA
Molecule: messenger RNA, 1389 nt
Organism: Penicillium nucicola
Lineage: Eukaryota; Fungi; Ascomycota; Eurotiomycetes; Eurotiales; Aspergillaceae
Exons: 2
Coding region: 1-1389 (462 amino acids)
Source: RefSeq, a predicted model, not a curated record